Molecule: messenger RNA, 685 nt
Organism: Perkinsus marinus ATCC 50983
Lineage: Eukaryota; Perkinsozoa; Perkinsida; Perkinsidae
Exons: 5
Cellular component (GO): peroxisome
Source: RefSeq, a predicted model, not a curated record
AUGGCUGUCGACUCACACGCCCUUAUUGAGCGCGGCUGGGGUCCUGAGACUCCGGCCAACUACACGAAGAAAGAUGUUAUUCUAUACGCGCUGGGUGUGGGAGCAUCUGAGCUCCGAUAUGUUUACGAGAACAACGAUGAGUUCUCCUGCCUGCCUUCCAUGCCUUUCGCUCUCACUUUCAAGGGAGGUAACUCCGCCGACGUGCUUCCAUUUCCGCCCCAGCACUUCAUGGGUGCCAUGGACCAAAUCCCACCUCGAGGUGAGUUUACAGCCGAUGCUUCGAAUGCUGUACCGCAUCAAAGGACCGGUCUUGGACGGCGAAAGAUCGAUGAAGUUAUUCAAGUCAUUGCCAACUUCGGCCGAGAAUUGGGCGAUGAGGAGCAGGGUCACAGCAAUCUCACAGAAACGCUCGGGAUUACUGACUUGAAGUCAGCUGGAGAACCAUUCAAGGUUAUCGUCGACGUCCCGCAGCGUCCGCCAGAUAGGGAGGUCUCGGAGAUGAUAACAUUGGAACGAGUCCAAACGUACCGUUUGAGUGGUGACUACAACCCACUGCACAUUGAUGACGAUGUCGCUAAGGUCUUUGGAUUCCCUCGUGCUAUAGUGCAUGGUUUGUGCACGUUGGGACAUUCAGUUCGUCAUGUUAUCAAAGAGUUCAGUGACAGUGGUCCUGGUGCAGUUCGCG